This is a messenger RNA of Rattus rattus (black rat), 1263 nucleotides long. RefSeq names its product transmembrane serine protease 11B (gene Tmprss11b). Gene Ontology annotation, biological process: proteolysis. NCBI's taxonomy places the organism in Eukaryota, Metazoa, Chordata, Mammalia, Rodentia, Muridae. The record is from RefSeq and is a predicted model, not a curated record. Gene Ontology annotation, cellular component: extracellular region; plasma membrane. Bases 1 to 1263 code for a protein of 420 amino acids. Gene Ontology annotation, molecular function: serine-type endopeptidase activity. The transcript has 10 exons.
AUGAGUGCUUCUAAGCUGAGACCAGUCAUAGCAUCCCGCAAAUCUUUCCCACCAUGGAUGAUCAUCCUCGGUGUGCUUGGAGUGCUGGCCAUCCUUGGGCUAGUUAUUGGACUCUUAGUUCACUUCCUGGCAGUAGAAAACAAGAUCUACUACUAUCAAGGUAGUUUUAAAGUGCUGAAUAUUCCAUAUGACAGAAAUUAUGAAAGAGAGACAUCACUAGAAAGUAACUACCUCAGUAAAAUCCUCGAGAUUAAAAUGGUGGAUGCCUUUGAGAGUUCUAACAUUUAUAAACAAUAUAUCAACUCUCAGAUCAUCACAUUGGUUCCUGAAAACAACAGCGUGACAGCACAUAUAUGGCUGGUGUUUAAGGACCCCCGGUCAAACCAGGAAAGCCUGAGAAGAAGGAUUGAAAACAUCUUACAUCAGAUGCUGGAGAACAACUCGGGAUCCUUGACUACAGAUCCUGGGUCUCUGAAGCUCACGGAAAUCACUAAGGUUGAUGCUGAGAAGAUUAUCAACAACCGCUGCGGGAGACGACCAAGAAUGUCGGCAACCUAUGACAGAAUCACGGGCGGCUCCACUGCUCAGAAAGGAGAAUGGCCUUGGCAAGCGAGUCUCAGGGUGAAUGGCAAACACCACUGUGGAGCAUCUCUCAUUGGCGAAAGAUUCCUGCUAACAGCAGCGCAUUGCUUUCAAAGGACAAAUAAUCCAAAGAACUUAACUGUUAGCUUUGGCACUAGAGUAACUCCAGCCUACAUGCAGCAUUAUGUUGAAGAAGUUAUUAUCCAUGAAGAUUAUGUUAAGGGGCAGCAUCAUGAUGAUGUCGCAAUUAUAAAGCUCACUGAAAAAGUUUCAUUCAGGAAUGACGUACAUCGGGUUUGCCUCCCGGAAGCCACACAGGUUUUCCCACCAGGGGAAGGGGUCGUUGUUACAGGAUGGGGCUCGCUUUAUUACAAUGGUAAAUCCCCACUGUUACUUCAGAAAGCAUCCAUUAAAAUUAUUGACACAAAUGCUUGCAAUUCUGAAGAAGCUUAUGGAGGCAGGAUAGUGGACACAAUGCUCUGCGCUGGUUACAUGGAAGGCAAUGUCGAUGCUUGCCAGGGUGACUCUGGAGGACCCCUGGUUCAUCCCAAUUCUCGAGAUAUUUGGUACCUUGUUGGGAUAGUGAGCUGGGGACAUGAAUGUGGCAGAGUCAACAAGCCAGGGGUCUAUAUGAGAGUGACUUCCUACCGUGACUGGAUUGCCUCCAAGACUGGUAUCUAG